Prorocentrum cordatum is the source of this 1670-nucleotide messenger RNA. The record is from the annotation of a GenBank genome assembly. Lineage: Eukaryota; Dinophyceae; Prorocentrales; Prorocentraceae.
GGGAAUUCUGAAGCGCGGGCUGUUCUAGUCAGAGCUUGUGCUGAAUUGCUGGCAUGAGACAUGCUAUGACUGGCGUCGCACGUUGGCAGUUCCGGCUAAGCAGAGUGACGAACGCGCUUUUGCAUAGCUUAGUGCUCUCUUUUCCGUUCAUUGCGUUCCAGCGUAUGCUUCGCAGCAUGCCGCCGCGUACUAACAGAUGGCGGCCGAGGGAUGCGCAACCUCCGCAACCUGAGGCAGGGCAACAGAAGGAUGCGGAGCUUGGUGCAGGGAGUGCGCCGACACGCGCAGCCGCCACCUCUUCGACUCGAGCGCAGAUGUCUAGAGUUCCAGAGAGGCGCAACUAUGAUCCUGCGAAUUACCCCGCAUCGACUCCGACCACCCAGGAGUUUGUGUUCGGCACCUCGAAGUGGCAAUCGCCCUCUGUGCCCAUUGGAUUUACGAUUUCCGAUGAUUUGAAACUAGAUGCUUACAUCACUGAUGGUACCUUCGGACGGUGCUUUCAUGUCAGCACUCUGCCAGCAUCAGGCAAGUGGCCGAAGGCGAAAGAGGGUCUUGUGGCGAAGAUCAUGCGCCCGAUAGCCAAACAUAACCAAUAUAUCGGUGACGCAACAAUAGAAGCAUGCUACUUGACGCAGUUGAUGUCGCACGAGAGCUGCCCCAGUUCCAUCGUGAAGUUCUACGGUUCUGUGAUAUUUCCUGACCCACAGAAUGCAGAUAAACGUUUUCACGCUUUGAUAUUUGAGGCGUGUGCCGCUUCUUUGCACGCGUUCUGGCAGGAUUACGCGCGCAGGCAGAGCUGGCAUAACGAUGACAUCCGCAGUAUAGCGUUCCAGCUGCUUCAAUGCUGUGCCUUCCUCCAUGGGCUCGGGUUUGUGCACACCGACAUAAAACAUAAGAACAUUAUGUUGAAAACCGCAGCGUUGCGCUCGGACUCGCGUCGACCGCUGGAUGCAAGCGUAAGGGUCAUCGACUUCGGCAACAUGACGCACACGGAAGAUUAUCACACCCAACCGAUAGGAACUAGGCAGUUCCGGGCACCCGAGAUCCAGCUAGGCUUGGAGUGGGAUGACAAAUGUGACCUUUGGGGUUGCGGAUGUGUCCUCCAUUGGAUGCACGAGUCUCGGACGGUCUUCGAGCCUUACUCCGAGGCGGAUCAGCUCCAGCUCAUGGAAGAGCUGGUUGGCCGAAGUCUUCCCCAAAAGCUGAUCGCCCGCUCGAAGAGGCAGCACCUAUUCGAGGGGGGCGAGCUGAAGCAGAGGCAUGGCAAAACCUGCAGCAGCAAGGGGGUCGGGAAGAAAGGGAAGAAGGGCGGUGGCAAAGGCAGCGUGAGCGUGGUGCCGAUUAGUGAGGGUGUAAAGGAUCCGGGCUUGCAAGGUCUGCUCCUGGAUCUGCUCGAGCUGGACCCGUUGGAUCGACUCCCCGCUGGGACGCUCCUGACGAAGUACGACUCUUACUUUCGAGAGGGUGUCCUCUCUUGAAGUUGUGAUGCAACACUCUGAGUAGCUUUCAGUAUUUUUCACGGCAGGGCUGUCAACCGGCACUUGCUGCGGCAGUGAUACUACGCGCACGCGUGUGAAUCUUGUACAGUGUGUCAGCGAGACGGGUCACAGGGCGCUCUUGGCGUCACCUUGGAGCCGUUGAGUGUUGUCAGCCAACAUCGCGACAAUGAA